ACCACUUGAUGGCUCAGCCAGAGGCAGCAUCAGCUUCUCCCAUGGAUCCGCUGUGCACAGCCUCCUCAGGCCCUCGGAAGAAGAGACCCAGGCAGGUGGGUGCCUCGAUGGCCUCCCCUCCUCAUGACAUCAAGUUUCAAAAUUUGGUCCUCUUCAUUUUGGAGAAGAAAAUGGGAACCACCCGCAGAAACUUCCUCAUGGAGCUGGCUCGAAGGAAAGGAUUCAGGGUUGAAAAUGAGCUCAGUGAUUCUGUCACCCACAUUGUAGCAGAAAACAACUCCGGUUCAGAGGUUCUCGAGUGGCUUCAGGUACAGAACAUAAGAGCCAGCUCACAGCUAGAACUCCUUGAUGUCUCCUGGCUGAUCGAAAGUAUGGGAGCAGGAAAACCAGUGGAGAUUACGGGAAAACACCAGCUUGUUGUGAGAACAGACUAUUCAGCUACCCCAAACCCAGGCUUCCAGAAGAUCUCCCAGUACGCGUGUCAGAGAAAAACCACUUUAAACAACUAUAACCACGUAUUCACGGAUGCCUUUGAGAUACUGGCUGAAAAUUCUGAGUUUAAAGAAAAUGAAGUCUCUUAUGUGACAUUUAUGAGAGCAGCUUCUGUACUUAAAUCUCUGCCAUUCACAAUCAUCAGUAUGAGGGACACAGAAGGAAUUCCAUGCCUGGGGGACAAGGUGAAGUGUAUCAUAGAGGAAAUUAUUGAAGAUGGAGAAAGUUCUGAAGUUAAAGCUGUGUUAAAUGAUGAACGAUAUCAGUCCUUCAAACUCUUUACUUCUGUUUUUGGAGUGGGACUGAAGACGUCUGAGAAAUGGUUCAGGAUGGGGUUCAGAUCUUUGAAUAAAAUAAUGUCGGACAAAACCCUGAAAUUCACAAAAAUGCAGAAAGCAGGAUUUCUCUAUUAUGAAGACCUUGUUAGCUGCGUGACCAGGGCUGAAGCAGAGGCGGUUGGCGUGCUGGUUAAAGAGGCUGUGUGGGCAUUUCUGCCGGAUGCCUUCGUCACCAUGACGGGAGGAUUCCGCAGGGGUAAGAAGAUUGGGCACGAUGUAGAUUUUUUAAUUACCAGCCCAGGAUCAGCAGAGGAUGAAGAGCAACUUUUGCCUAAAGUGAUAAACUUAUGGGAAAAAAAGGGAUUACUUUUAUAUUAUGACCUUGUGGAGUCGACAUUUGAAAAGUUCAAGUUGCCAAGCAGGCAGGUGGAUACUUUAGAUCAUUUUCAAAAAUGCUUUCUGAUUUUAAAAUUGCACCAUCAGAGAGUAGACAGUGGUAAGUCCAACCAGCAGGAAGGAAAGACCUGGAAGGCCAUCCGUGUGGACCUGGUUAUGUGCCCCUACGAAAACCAUGCCUUUGCCCUGCUAGGCUGGACUGGCUCCCGGCAGUUUGAGAGAGACAUCCGGCGCUAUGCCACACACGAGCGGAAGAUGAUGCUAGAUAACCACGCUUUAUAUGACAAGACCAAGAGGAUGUUUCUCAAAGCGGAAAGCGAAGAAGAAAUCUUUGCACAUCUGGGAUUGGACUACAUUGAACCAUGGGAAAGAAAUGCUUAGGAGAAAGUCGUCAACUUUUUUUUUUCUGUUCUUUUUUUCAGGUUCGACAAAUUAUGCUUCAUAUUAUAAUGAAAGAUGCCUUAGUCAAGUUUGAGAUUCUUUACAUUUUACCAAAAUGUAGAUUGCUUCUAGAAAUAAGUAGUUUUGGAAACGUGAUCAGGCACCACCAUUUGUACGACUGCUGUGUAGAACUCGCAAGCCAUUUGUGGAACUGUUGUGUAGAAUUUGCAAUGCAUUUUCCAUAGAAACGGUUUUGUAAUUGGUGGCUCAUUUCCAGGGAAGUUCAUCAAAGCCCACUUUGCCCACAGUGUAGCUGAAAUACUGUAUAUUUCCAAUAAAAAUAGGAAAAAACAA
Molecule: messenger RNA, 1901 nt
Organism: Capra hircus (goat)
Lineage: Eukaryota; Metazoa; Chordata; Mammalia; Artiodactyla; Bovidae
Gene: DNTT
Product: DNA nucleotidylexotransferase
Exons: 11
Coding region: 9-1547 (512 amino acids)
Biological process (GO): double-strand break repair via nonhomologous end joining
Cellular component (GO): nucleus
Molecular function (GO): DNA nucleotidylexotransferase activity; DNA binding; DNA-directed DNA polymerase activity
Source: RefSeq, a predicted model, not a curated record